Lolium rigidum is the source of this 850-nucleotide messenger RNA. Its product is annotated as probable plastid-lipid-associated protein 8, chloroplastic. The record is from RefSeq and is a predicted model, not a curated record. The transcript has 4 exons. Lineage: Eukaryota; Viridiplantae; Streptophyta; Magnoliopsida; Poales; Poaceae. The coding region runs from base 36 to 692 and encodes 218 amino acids.
GCUAUCGCCUCGGCCACACAACACGGCAGAAGGAAAUGGCGGCCUCUGCUCCGCCCUCUUGCGUCCGCAUCUCCUCCUCCACACCUCCACUGACCGCUCUCCACCGGCCACGCCGCCGGCGCGUCCCCUCCGUCCGAUGCUCACUCGCCGCCGCCCCCGGUGUCCGGGCACCGGCGGAGCUCGUGGACUCUAUCCUCUCCAAGGUCAAGGGAACUGACAGGGGAGUGCUGCUGCCGAAAGAAGGCCAUGAGGAGGUCGCGGAUGUCGCGCUGCAGCUAGGGAAGUAUUGCAUCGACGAGCCCGUCAAGUCCCCGCUUAUAUUCGGAGAGUGGGAGGUGGUGUACUGCUCGGUGCCGACAUCACCCGGAGGGAUUUACCGGACCCCCCUCGGCCGUCUGGUGUUCAAAACCAACGACAUGGUUCAGGUGGUGGAAGCCCCUGACAUAGUCCGGAACAAAUUGUCCCUCUCCGUCUUUGGUCUCGACGGUGCGGUGUCCUUGAAAGGCAAGCUGAAUGUAUUGGACAGCAAGUGGAUUCAGGUAAUCUUUGAGCCCGCGGAACUGAAGAUAGGCGCCUUGGGGUUUCAAUAUGGUGGCGAGAGCGAAGUCAAGCUGGAAAUCACCUACGUCGACGAGAAGAUCAGGCUUGGAAAAGGAUCUAGAGGCUCACUUUUCGUCUUCCUGAGACAGUAAUAGAAGGGUCAAGGGCAGGGUGGUAUGUUACCAUACCACCAUUGGGUGUGCUACUGUGCUUAAGGCCACAAGGUAUAGCGGCCAUAUGGUCAUCUGCACAGUAACUGUAUUCAGAUGUAAGUUCAGAGAUCAAACCCUUGAAGUAGUUUUCCCGGAUA